This is a messenger RNA of Austrofundulus limnaeus, 1755 nucleotides long. Its product is annotated as ceramide synthase 5. The record is from RefSeq and is a predicted model, not a curated record. NCBI's taxonomy places the organism in Eukaryota, Metazoa, Chordata, Actinopteri, Cyprinodontiformes, Rivulidae. Gene Ontology annotation, biological process: ceramide biosynthetic process. The coding region runs from base 191 to 1339 and encodes 382 amino acids. The transcript is spliced from 10 exons. Gene Ontology annotation, cellular component: membrane. Gene Ontology annotation, molecular function: DNA binding; sphingosine N-acyltransferase activity.
GUGUUGCUUGUCAGCUGCAAGUCAAGCCAGAAAUUUGGCUUUCACUACGGCUUUAGUUGUGUCAGAGUAAUGCUUACUCAGCGCGGCGCUGCGGUGAGGAGGGGAGACUUCACUGUCAAGUAAAGUUUUUCUUUCUUUCUUUUUUUUUGUUUUGUUUUCUCUCGGGCGCUCAGGAGCUUCUUUCUUUCCGAUGACCUCCUUUAUCUCAGCCUGGAUUUGGAGUGAGAGGUUCUGGCUCCCAGAGAAUGUGUCAUGGGCUGACCUGGAGCAUCCACCAGCCGGAGUGGAGUACCCCAAACUGGGGCACGUCAUGCUGUACGCUCUGCCUCUGGCUGUGGGGCUUUUACUGCUCAGACGGCUGUUUGAGAGGCUAGUGGCCAAGCCCUGUGCCCACAUACUUCAGAUUCAGGAGGGAGUGCCUCGACGAGCUCAGUCUAAUGCUGUCCUGGAGAGGCUCUAUCAGUCCAACGCAUGUCCAGACAGGAGGCAGCUGGAGGGGCUCACCAAGCAACUGGACUGGGAUGAAAGAAAAAUCCAGAGGUGGUUUCGGGUCCGUCGGAACCAGGACAGGCCCAGCAUGCAGACAAAGUUCUGUGAGAGCAUGUGGAGAUUCACCUUUUACUUGGUGAUUUUUAUUUACUCCAUUGGCUAUUUGUGGGUGUCACCUUGGAUGUGGGAUGUUCGACAGUGUUGGCACAACUAUCCAUUCCAGCCUCUGAGUCCUGGACAAUAUACUCACUAUGUUGCUGAGCUGGCUUUUUACUGGUCCCUGAUGUUUUCCCAGUUUACAGAUAUUAAACGGAAGGAUUUCGUCAUCAUGUUUGUCCACCACCUGGCCACCAUACUCCUCAUCACUUUCUCUUACGGCAACAACAUGAUAAGAGCUGGCAGUCUGGUCAUGUGUGUCCAUGAUGCAUCAGAUUUUUUCCUUGAGGCUGCAAAGCUGGCCAACUAUGCCAAGUACCAGAAGCUGUGUGACGUCUUUUUUGUGGUAUUCAGCGUGGUCUUUUUCCUCACUCGACUCGUCAUCUUUCCUUUCUGGAUUGUUUACAGCGUUCUGUUUGACAGCUGGGAGAUCAUCGGGCCGUAUCGAGCGUGGUGGCUGUUAAAUGGGCUGCUGCUGGUCCUGCAGGUUCUUCACAUCAUCUGGUUCUACCUAAUCACCCGCAUUGCAAUCAAGGCUAUCUUCAAGGGAAAGGUGUCAAAAGAUGUCCGAAGUGACAUAGAAAGCAGCUCAGAUGAAGAGCUUUCCACCAGCAGCAGUAAAAAAUGUCCCACCCCCAUAGUGAAGGACAACAAUCACACCAGUGGUCUGAAUGGAGGAACUUACAACCACUGAGUGGGAAUCAUUUCUGUCUGUGAAGCUCUGUCUCUUGAAUAUUGUUGCCUGUCACAUUCACCUUAUUUCUGUGACUCUAUACUUGGUUUUGUUUAGUUUUUUACACAUUGUUGAAUGAUCUAGCACACAGACAAAACUUUCCUUUACUGAUGGGAAUGUACAUUUUUUGUUAUUUGAUGUUUAUUUUCACAAGUUGACAGAGCGUGUGCGUGUGUGAUUGCAGAACUUCAUACUGCACGUGUGUAAGAUACUGUAAAAUAAAUCACGUCUGAUUUAUUUAUUUAAUUAUUCCCAAAGAUGCUGCUUUGUAAUUCCAAAUGCUGAACAGCCCAAAGAUCUCUUAUCGAGCAGAAAUGCUUUGAAUCAAGUUGUGCAGGAAUUUGUUUUUUCUGUGUAAUAAAAGACUUUGCAACAAA